Molecule: messenger RNA, 3200 nt
Organism: Uloborus diversus
Lineage: Eukaryota; Metazoa; Arthropoda; Arachnida; Araneae; Uloboridae
Product: integrator complex subunit 3-like
Cellular component (GO): cytoplasm
Source: RefSeq, a predicted model, not a curated record
AAGUACGAACGUUGUCAUUCACUUGUUUUAAAUCUCAUAAAUGGUUUAUCAGAAAAAGAGGCACAUGAUGCUCUAAGCGGAGUCGUAUGUAAGAAUUCUCAAAGUCAUGAUGAUGUUAACCUUGGUCUUUUAAUUGCGAUUUUAACUGACCCCACUAACGCAUCUAGGUAUUAUCGUGAUCUAACAUAUUUACAGCGUGAUGGUUUAACAUUAGUUUUGAAUCAGCUUACACAAAUAAUUUUAGAAAAAUUUAAUAAACUUCAAGAAACAAGUCGGAAUCAAUUGAUUUGGCUUGUAAAAGAAAUGGUAAAAAAUUCGCAUGCUGUUGAUGGUUUGUGUUAUCAUUUGCUUCGACAGAUAGCAGGUGGUGAUUUAUCUGUAAAAAAUAUGUGGUUAACAGAAACCCUAUUAGAAAUUUUCAUUGAAAACAGAGGCUGGGUGGAAAAAUUUUCUGUGUUAGUCGCAACAAUUGUAUAUACAUACCUCCGGUUAAUAGUCGACCACAUAGGUCCCAAAUUUUCAACGUUAAAGCAACGAGAAGUAGAUUUUUGUGUUUCAUUAUUGAGAGAAAAGUUUUCAGAGUGUAUGAUGAUUGGACGAGACUUAGUUAGGUUAUUAAUGAAUGUAGCUCGAAUACCUGAAUUUGAAAAGCUUUGGAGAGACAUCUAUCUCAACCCUACAUCUCUUUCUCCUAGUUUUACUGGAAUUAUCCAAUUGUUAACAACGAGAACGCCUCGUCGUUUCCUCCAGUGUAGACUAACUCCAGACAUGGAGAAAAAAAUUGCCUUUCUAACGUCGCAGGUAAAAUUUGGUCAUCAAAAAAGGUAUCAAGAAUGGUUUCAAAGACAGUACCUUUCUACACCUGAAAGUCAAACCCUACGCUGUGAUCUCAUUCGUUUCAUCUGUGGUGUCAUUCAUCCGUCAAAUGAAGUCCUGUGUUCAGAAAUCAUUCCUCGUUGGGCAGUAAUUGGCUGGUUACUGACCACUUGUACAUCCAAUGUUGCAGCUUCUAGUGCAAAAUUGUCAUUGUUUUACGACUGGCUGUUUUACGAUCCUGAAAAAGACAGCAUCAUGAACAUUGAACCUGCAAUUCUUGUAAUAUAUCAUUCCGUGAGGUCGCAUCCAGUUAUCACAGCAACGCUUCUGGAUUUUUUAUGCAGGAUAAUGCCAAACUUUUGCUUAACACUCAAAGCACAAGUAAAACAAGGCAUAUACACAUCGUUGCGUCAAAUUUUAGAAAAACGGGUCUUACCGUCCUUAUCACCAUUAUUUGACAGUUCUAAGUUAGAUACAGAAUUACAGAUAUUGCUUAGAGAAACAUUUCCAGAAUUUUGUUCCCCUACAGGAAUUAAAAUAGACGAGACUCUUAGAGAUUCUUCUGAGCUAAUGAUAAAAACAAAUCACACAUCUGUUGUUAAUAAUACCGAACAUGAAGCUCAGUUCAGCGAAGACGAAGAUGACAUUCCUUUAGAUAAACUUCGAAUCCGAGACGUGAAAUUUCGACCGAUCCGAGAAAACAACAAAAUGGAUCAAAUAGUCAUUGUCGAAUUAAUUCAGCAGUUAAAUGGCAAUAUUAAGCAACACAUUCUUAACCUUCAAGAUGAAAAGGAUGGGGAAACUCGGUGUGAGAUUAUGGAAAAAUUAUUGGAAGCUGUUCUUCAGGAAGAAUUUGAUCAAGACGUAACAUCAACGUUAGGAUUAUGCUUAGCACAAAUUCUUGCUGAAGAAUUCUGCCGGAAAAUAUUUCCAACAGAAUUAGAUGAUGAAUCCAUUGAAGAUUCUAUUGGCACACCGCUAUUUGUGAUGUUUAGGAACUUAUGUCAAACACCAGAAGAUGAUCCCAACCGACAACCUCUGUUGAACAUAUUGGCUGAAUUGUCUAUGCAUCAGAAUCGUUUGGGGUACCUUCUUUUGUAUUUUCUUAAGGCUAGUAAAGUACAAGAGAAUAGAAUGUCUUCUUAUAAGGACUAUGUAAAUACUCAGGGGUCAUGGGCACCUGUAACCAGAAAUAGUGAAACAAAAGAUUUAGCAACCUGCUUACUUAGUGAUUUAAAGCUAUGUCAAGAAGAUGAUGUUAGAAUGUUUUGUUACAUCAUUCCUGAUAUUUAUACCCAGUUUCCCAAUAUUGCCAUUGGAAAUGCAGAGCUUUUAAAUUUAAUAGUGUCGUGCAUUGAUCCAACUCAGCUUCAAGACCUCAUAUGCCUUAUUUUGCAGAGAAAUAUUGUAAUGUUUAGAAAAGAUUCCUUCCUAUCCGUUUUAAAUGCAAGUUUAGAAUGGGAAUCUUUUGAGCAGUUUUGCCUGUGGCAGCUAAUAUCUGCGCAUAAUAUUCCGCUUGACUAUAUACUUCCUAUUCUUCCUAAAUUAGAAUUCACUGCUCAUUCUGAAGCUUUGACUAGUAUUCUAUUACUGCUAAAGCAAGAAAAACCAAGUCAGACCUUAUUGAAGCACAUAAUGUGUCGUGAAGUUAAGCUUACUGAUCAAUUUGUUGUAUCUGUUUUAAAGUAUUGGACUCAAGAGCACGAAGAAAAGUUAGCGGAACUAAUUUCUUCACAAUUAUCAAAGUCUGGUUCAGCUCUCAAAAGGAAACGGCAGCCAAACAGCAAGUCCUUGGGUCCGUCUGUUGAUCAAACUCUUGCUCAUUUGGAUCAGCUACGACAAAAUUGUAAACAGAAUUCAUUUUUCAACUUGGAAGCUGUUCAGUCAGCUCUCAUGCAAGUCCAAGCAUCUUGUUCUGAUGCUCAAAAAACCAAAUUCAGUGACUUAUUUGCCUUAGUAGAAGAACUAGACGAUAUUAAAGCAACUAAACCUGCCAGGACGGGAGGUCGAGGAAAAGUUUCUGCGAAGAAUAUGACCAAAUCAAAGCCUACAGUUGUAGACUCAGAGACAGAAACGGACAGCACGGAAGAUGACGAAGCAAUAAAACCAAAACCUAGGAAAAAGAAAAGGACUUUAUUAGGUUUUGAUAGCGAUUAACAAAUUGUGUUUAUAAAUUUUAAAGACAUUCUCAUCAAGAAGUGCUUUGUUCUGUGAGAGCGCAUGAUCAGUGUAUAGAGACAAGUAGUAGUUGGAUCAUGUACCGCCUUCACCAUGAAUUAAAAAGACUCAUCACAUUUUCAUCAGAGACAUUAUAUUGUUAUUUGUAAAUAUUUGUAUAUCAGCUGCAUGAGGCCAAAAAUGUGCUCUAUUGUUUUUAAAUAAAC